Molecule: messenger RNA, 1137 nt
Organism: Malassezia globosa CBS 7966
Lineage: Eukaryota; Fungi; Basidiomycota; Malasseziomycetes; Malasseziales; Malasseziaceae
Exons: 1
Coding region: 1-1137 (378 amino acids)
Biological process (GO): pyruvate decarboxylation to acetyl-CoA
Molecular function (GO): pyruvate dehydrogenase (acetyl-transferring) activity
Source: RefSeq, a predicted model, not a curated record
AUGCUUGCUGCGUCGUUGAGAGCACACUGUGCACGACCAAAUGUUUUUCGCUCGGCUACAGUGCCGCGCAUUGUGGUAAGCUCGCCAGUGCGUAUGCCAGCUAUCCGCCUGCCGUUGCGUAUGUAUGCAUCAGAUUCAGGUGCACAGGAAAUGGCUGUGCGUGAUGCGCUAAACUCGGCUAUGGAAGAGGAGAUGCACCGUGAUCCGAAGGUCUUUUUGAUGGGCGAGGAAGUUGCUCGCUAUAAUGGUGCAUACAAAGUGACGAAGGGAUUGCUUGAUAAGUUUGGUGAGGACCGUGUGAUCGACACACCUAUUACAGAACAGGGAUUCGCGGGUCUUGCCGUGGGUGCGGCGUUCGCUGGUCUGCGCCCGAUCUGUGAAUUUAUGACAUUCAACUUCGCCAUGCAGGCAAUUGAUCAGAUCAUCAACUCGGCCGGUAAGACGCAUUACAUGUCUGCUGGCUUGGUAGCGGCUCCUGUGGUGUUCCGUGGUCCGAACGGUGCAGCUGCUGGCGUUGCUGCACAGCACUCGCAGGACUACACAGCUUGGUAUGGCCAGGUGCCCGGGCUCAAGGUUGUGAGUCCCUACAGCUCCGAGGAUGCGCGCGGUCUGUUGAAAGCUGCGAUCCGCGAUCCGAAUCCGGUCGUUGUAUUGGAAAAUGAGAUUCUGUAUGGUCAUUCUUUCCCUGUGUCGCAAGAGGCUCUCUCAGAAGACUUUGUCAUUCCAAUCGGCAAGGCAAAAAUUGAGCGCUCCGGUAAGGAUGUCACAAUUGUGUCACACAGCAUUGGUGUGGACCACGGCUUGCGGGCUGCCGACAUGCUGGCCAAGGAGGGCAUUGAGGCCGAAGUGAUCAAUCUCCGUUCAAUUCGUCCACUUGACAUUGAAUCGGUGAUUGAGAGUGUGAAAAAGACGAACCGUCUUGUGACCGUCGAAGGUGGCUUCCCUGCGUUCGGUCUUGGAAGCGAAAUCUGUGCACAGAUCAUGGAGUCAGAGGCCUUUGAUUACUUGGAUGCGCCCGUUGAGCGUGUCACAGGUGCUGAUAUCCCUACUCCAUAUGCCGAGAACCUCGAGACACUCUCGUUCCCCACGCCUGAAAUUGUCGCUCGCGUCGCCCGGCGUGCUUUGUACCGCGUGUAA